Messenger RNA from Macrosiphum euphorbiae (potato aphid), 753 nucleotides. The record is from the annotation of a GenBank genome assembly. Lineage: Eukaryota; Metazoa; Arthropoda; Insecta; Hemiptera; Aphididae.
AUGCCUGUGCCAACCACGAAUGACUGGUUAGAGAUUUCAAAUGUAUUUUAUGUUAAAACAAAUUUUCCGAAUUGCCUAGGCGCUAUUGACGGUAAACAUAUCCGAUGUAAAAAUCCUAGUAAUUCUGGAUCAUUGUUUUUCAAUUACAAAAAGUUUUUUUCUGUGGUACUCAUGGCUAUAGCCGAUGCAAAUUUACAAUUUAUCACAAUCGAUGUCGGGUCUUAUGGUCGAGAAGGGGACUCCAAUAUAUUUAAGGAAUGCCCAUUCGGAAAAAUGUUGUAUGGAAAAAAACUUAAUCUUCCGGAACCAAAUCCUUUACCAAAUACAAACAACAAUCCACAGCCAUUCGUUUUUAUUGGGGAUGAAGCUUUCGCCCUACAUACAAAUUUAUUAAGGCCAUAUCCAGGACGUAACCUAACUGAUAUUCGACGUGUGUUUAAUUAUCGAUUGAGUAGAGCAAGGCGCACAGUCGAGUGUGCUUUCGGAGUACUUGCAAAUAAAUGGAGUGUGUUGCAUACUCCCAUACAAGUGGAACCUGAAUUCACUGACGUUAUAAUUAAAGCAUGUUGUAUAUUACAUAAUUUUGUGCUUAAAAGAGACGGAAUUAAUUUUGAAGAAGCUGAAACCCAUAGCCUGGAUGAUAUAGAUGCUCGUGGAACAGGAACUCGUUCAGAAGGCAUUGAAGUGAGGGAUUACUUUGCCGAUUAUUUUAUGGGCCCUGGUGCCGUAGAUUUUCAGUAUAAAGUCUUAUAA